Messenger RNA from Dendrobium catenatum, 826 nucleotides. RefSeq names its product tetraspanin-19-like. The transcript has 5 exons. Bases 1 to 471 code for a protein of 156 amino acids. The record is from RefSeq and is a predicted model, not a curated record. Lineage: Eukaryota; Viridiplantae; Streptophyta; Magnoliopsida; Asparagales; Orchidaceae.
AUGACUUUUGUUCAGCUUAAGAAGGAUUGUGAUUGCAAAGUCAAAGAGUAUAUUGAGCUUAAGGAGAUUUCGCAGUAUACAGCUUUUGUGUUCUUGCUGCUUGUGCUGGAAGCUGCAAUUACUGCAGAUAUAUUUCUGAACAGGAAUUGGGAAGAGGAUUUUCCACCUGAUCCAACUGGGAGACUUCAUGAGUUGAAAGAUUUCGUACGAUCAAAUUUCGAAUUGUGCAAAUUGAUAAGCAUGCUGGUUGUGGUUGCACAGGCGCUGUCCAUCUUCCUUGCGAUGGUUCUGAGGGCUUUAGGGCCAGAUCAUGUCUACUACUAUGACAGUGAUGACGAUUCUGUGCCUGCAAGGCUUCCUCUCCUCAGAAACGAGACUCAGAAUACUAGCUACGUAGCUAACACUGGCUUAUUUCUGAAAAAUCACCCUUGGUUUGUCAGAAUUCAUGACAAGAUUAGAAGUAAAAGUUGAUCUGAUUUUCUUCGAAUGCAGCAAGCUAUUCUUUUGAUCACUGAGCUCUGCUGCUACUCUACUGACAGAAGAGUCCUAAUUGUUGUGUAAAUGAACAGAUUCGCGUAGUCAUAACUAAUGCAACUGUGAUAUGAUACAUAUAUAUAUAUAUAUAUAUUAACUAAAAGGAAGGUUGAUAUACUGAGCUGGAACGCUUAGCAAUCCUGGAUGAGGCCCAGCGAUUUGUUCUUGUUGAAAGGUUUAUGAAAUACUUGGUGCUUAACUUGAUAUUUUGGGUCUGUUGUUGUUCAUCUAUGUUGAUUGGAGUUGAUCUAAAUUCUUAAAGAGUUUUUAACUCAUGGAGAGUAUUGUUGAA